GUUACAGGAAACCGAAAAGGCGCGCUGAGUGUCAGAAGCACCAUGGAAGAGGACCUCCAACUCUGCACAAACUGUGGGAAAAAAGUGCCCUCUGCCUACUUCUUCCUCCACGAGGUCCACUGUCUGAGGUUUCGGACCAUCUGUCCAGAAUGCAAGGAGGUCAUUCUGAAGAAGGAGAUGAAGGACCAUCAAGAGAAUGGGCACAAGCAGGUCCAGUGCAGUCUGUGUCUACAAAGCAUGCAGAAGUACCUGCUAGAAGCUCAUGAGGCUGAGUGCUCUGAACGCCCCAUCGCAUGUGAAUUCUGCAAACUGGCCAUUCCGUUAAGCCACUUGGAAGAGCAUGAGACUGGCUGUGGUGGCCAAAGAGUGUCCUCCCUCAACCAUGGGCAACCUGUUCUGCCUGCACAGCUGACAGGCCAGAAGGAUACCCGUGUGUCCAGGCUUAGAAAUUCCAGAAAAGCUCCCAGAAAGCUGAGCUGCCCGAAGUGUAGUCAAGACAUUUCAGAAGCAAAAUUUCACAGCCAUCAGGAUGAAUGCCACCGCUUCACAGAGCUUCUGGGAUCCUUUGAUUCCUGCCUGCUAAAGAGGCCCGAACAGCCUUCUCCAGUCCUGUGGGAGCCAGGAACCAGCCCAAGCAUCCAAGGAAGAGAGGGUUGUCCGUCCAAGAAGAAAGAAGGCCGUGCAUUUAAAGUGCUACUGAGCUCCCAGGCUGCCAGAUACCAGCCUGCUCAGGGCAAAGAGGAGGAAGAGUACAAUGUUCUGGAAGGCUGCUCCCAUUGCCACAUCCUACUUCCCCUGCCUAUACUGAAGCAGCAUGAGGAGAAGUGCCAACGCUGGGCUUCUCAUAUCAAUGGAAGAUUCUGAAGCAGAGGAUUCCUAAUGGAUCUGGAAAAUCCCUGGCCUGGAGGAGGUGCUCUGAAGAUCCCCAUUGCUUUCUGCCUGUCCAUCUGCCUGCCCAUCUGCCUGCCCAUCUGCCUGUCUGUCUGCCUGCCCGUCUGCCUGCCCAUCUGCCUGCCCAUCUGCCUGCCUAGGCUUUGCUCUGCAUUUUCCAUUAGACUUUUGUUUUUAAGAGAAAAGCCCAGGCAGCAGCUGGUGGCAUUGUGGAUAGAGCACCAGCCCUGGAUUCAGGAGGACCUGAGUUCAAAUCUGGCCUCAGACACUCUACAUUUACUAGCUAUGUGACUGUGGGCAAGUCACUUAACCCUCAUUGUCUCCCCCCCCCCAAAAAAAAAAAGAGAGAGAGAGAGAGAGAGAGAGAAACAGAAAAGCCCAGGGAAGGAUUUGAAUUGUCACUAAAUUGUUCGGAACAAAGGACCUGGUCCUUAAGAAUGGCUCUGGAGAAGGAGCAAGGAAUCCUCAUUCCUUCCCCUCCCCAUUCUUGGAAGUUUAAGCUCCAAGAAACUUCUCAUACUCGAGCCCUAGGAGUUUGCCUCCUGUAGAAAACACAUUUAUUCCCCCCAAAUGAAAUCCACUACUAACUUCUCAGUGAAGUUAAGCAAGGCUGGAACGUGUGGCUCCUGGACCGAUUGCGGGUCAGCAACCAGCCUCCCGGACCCUGCAUGGAGAAGCCACAGCCCAGAGGGAUGGACAGGGGAGGGGGCUGCCCCUCUGCUCUGCUUCUCGGGUGCUUCCUGAGACCAGCGGCCUCAGGACAUGUGGCAGUGCUGACUGGCUUGGGAGUUUUAAACUAGUCCAGAAAGUGUUUGUCCUUCCUUCAUCCCCUAGACAUCCCCAGCAAUUAAGCAGUCAAACACAAGCGAUUCGGGGAGAGGACGUGUGCCCAAGCUAGUUAACUGACUUAAGCAAGGUGGCUUUGUGCCUCAGUUUCCCCAUAAGUAAAGCAAGUGUGACUUACUUGUCCUCGAAUCCUCUUUCAAAGCCCUUGAACCAGACCAUUGGCAGGUGGGAAGCCGACUUGCCCUUUACCUGCUGACAACCAGCCACCUUCCAGAAGUCCGGUGCUAUCUCAAGGACCCAAUAUGCCCAUGCAGACAAUGAUCAAGUCCUGCAGAGGUCUGUCCACUAGAGGUUUCCAGCUGGGCAGGUGUGCCUCCCCCAGCCGUGUCCACGAGCUCCUCGCGAAGCUGAGCAUCAGAGAAGCGAGGCCCGACAGGGCCCCUGGGGAUCACCCAAAGUGAUGAAGCUCAGGGCCAAGGCUCUGCCCAGGAUCACACAGCUUGACGGGUAGGGUUCGAGCCUUCCCGAGCCGGAAGAGAGGCAGGGAGCGGCCAUCCCUUCGCUCGUCCACAGACCUGGGGACUUGGUCGUGAGGGGAGCAGUGCCUCCCCUCCUCGCGGGGCCUGGCAGCGUCAUAAAGGCUCCCCCUUCACCCCAGCUAGCCGUGGGCGACUUCCCCGCCAGCCAGCUGCUGCCUGCGUGCCCUCGGGGCCCUGGGCGCACUUGACCAAGCACAGGCGGCGGCGCCGGCCCCCGACGGACUAGGGCCUCGCACUGGAGGGGGCGGGCGCGCUCCAGCCUGCGGACGGUGGCGGCAGCCGGACCCAGAGCGCAGCGGGUGGGUGGCGGCGGCCCCCAGGGAAGGGAUGGGGGUAGACCACUGUCGUGACCGUGGAGAUGGGACUGGGCGGUCCAGCGUCCCAGCCCCCGACCCGUUGAGCACUACAGCACGAUCCCUGUUCCACUUUAGCUGCAAGACUCCUCCCCAGCCCAUUCCCUAGACCUUAAAAAAAACAAAAACCGGGCUCUAACCCCGGCGGCUUCCAUACCCAGUGCCCCACCAGGGUCCGAGCAACCCGCCUUUGCCUUCUAGGACCAAGCCUAGAACUCCACCUCCGCCCUAGCGUCUCCUUGCCUCGACAGGCUCGUCUUGUCUGCGCCACCCCACCCUGCCUUCCCCAACCUUGACGUUGGACGAGGAUCUGUCAAUUCUCAGACUAGAAGAAAAGAAAUUAGGGAGGACCUUUUUCUUAGAGGGUUUAAAGCAAGCUGCGAGAGACCUCUCCUCCCCUGCGCCUCCACCUCUUCCCCUUCCUCCUCCACUUCCUUUUCUCUUUUAAAUCCUUUCCCUUUCUUCUUCCUCCCCUUCUCAGCCACUGGCUACCUCCCUCUUUAAUUUAGAAAGGAAACCUGGAGAGAUUGGUUAGGUCCAGCCAACAUCUCCUCGGAUGCUGUGCCUCAUCUGUAACCUUAGAAAACAAGAUCUAAAUUUCCCCCCAAUUUGCCCUCCCCCGACGCAGGAUUGUAGACAGAUUUAUUGAUGACUCCUCUGUCCCAGGACUUUGGGCUCCCUCCCUCCUUGUCUGUUUGUCCUGUCUGUCUCUGUCUCUCUGUCUCUGUCUCUCUCUGUCUCCCUCUCUCACACACGAUGUGGAGGAGAGUGGGUUGGGUCCUUGCCCUCAGAGAGGGUUCAGUCACAGAAUCACAGACUGAGAGGUGGAAGGAAUAUGAAUGACCAUCUAGCUUAACAAGUCUCCCCAAUGUUGAAGAAGGGAAGCAUCCUCUG
This is a messenger RNA of Dromiciops gliroides (monito del monte), 3463 nucleotides long. RefSeq names its product XIAP associated factor 1 (gene XAF1). The record is from RefSeq and is a predicted model, not a curated record. Gene Ontology annotation, biological process: apoptotic process. Lineage: Eukaryota; Metazoa; Chordata; Mammalia; Microbiotheria; Microbiotheriidae.